AUGCUUACCCUACUUGCCCAGGUAGAGCAAUGUUUGAAUUCGCGACCAAUUACACCUCUAUCCGAUGAGCCGUCGGACUUGGAACCAUUGACACCGGGACACUUCCUCGUCGGUGGCAAUCUGCAAGCGGUACCAAUCAUCGAUUAUACCGAGACACCGAGCAACUAUUUGAGGGAAUACCAGUUGGUACAAAAACAUCUGCAAACCAUUUGGGCUCGAUGGUAUCCGGAGUACCUGCAGCAGUUACAAGCUCGAGCCAAAUAUUGCAACGGGAAAUCAGCGGUUCUGAAAGAAAAUACACUGGUGAUUAUUAAGGAAGACAAUGUACAUCCUACCUCGUGGCCGAUGGGGCGCAUCGUUGCAGUACACCCUGGAAAGGACGAUGUUGUUCGCGUCGUUACACUGCGCACUGCUUCAGGGAAGCAAAUCGUCCGCGCAGCUAAUCGUCUGGCAGUUUUGCCUAAUCCGGACUAGCUAAGUCAUCU
Anopheles maculipalpis is the source of this 485-nucleotide messenger RNA. RefSeq lists its product as uncharacterized. The record is from RefSeq and is a predicted model, not a curated record. The transcript is spliced from 2 exons. Bases 1 to 474 code for a protein of 157 amino acids. Lineage: Eukaryota; Metazoa; Arthropoda; Insecta; Diptera; Culicidae.